Molecule: messenger RNA, 1370 nt
Organism: Camelus dromedarius (Arabian camel)
Lineage: Eukaryota; Metazoa; Chordata; Mammalia; Artiodactyla; Camelidae
Product: folate receptor beta-like
Exons: 5
Coding region: 230-985 (251 amino acids)
Biological process (GO): fusion of sperm to egg plasma membrane involved in single fertilization; sperm-egg recognition; cell adhesion
Cellular component (GO): external side of plasma membrane
Molecular function (GO): signaling receptor activity
Source: RefSeq, a predicted model, not a curated record
ACCUUGAAGAGGGUGGGAUCUGGAAAGAAGGAAGAGCAGGAGAAGAGCUGAAAGAGGAAAUUAUAUUUAUGCUUACCAGUGCUCUUAGUCAGUCUGCCCUGUGCUGAGGACAGAGACCAUUGGGGACAGUCCAGGGGCCUGGAGCCAUUGCCAGCUCAGAGAGGCCAGUCCAGACAGAGCUGUGUGUGUGCCCAGCAGCAAAGAAGGCACAGGCAAGGAAGAGAAAGACAUGCCCUGGAAAUUGACACCACGUGUGCUGUUUCUGGCCUGGAUGGCCUCCAUGUGCAGCGCCCGGGCCAGGACAGAUCUGCUCAAUGUCUGCAUGGACGCCAAGCACCACAAGGUAAAGCCAGGCCCUGAGGACAAGCUGCAUGACCAGUGCAUCCCCUGGAAGAAGAACGCCUGUUGCACUGCCAGCGUCAGCCAGGAGCUGCACAAGGACAUCUCCCUCCUGUAUAACUUUAACCUGGACCACUGUGGCAAGAUGGAGCCCACCUGCAAGCGCCACUUCAUCCAGGACAACUGUCUCUACGAGUGCUCACCCAAUCUGGGGCCCUGGAUCCAGGAGGUGAACCAGAGUUGGCGCAAAGAACGGUUCCUGAAUGUGCCCCUGUGCAAAGAGGACUGUGAGAGCUGGUGGGAAGACUGCCGCACCUCCUAUACAUGCAAGACCAACUGGCAGAAGGGCUGGAACUGGACUUCAGGAUCUAACAGAUGUCCAGCGGGGGCCACCUGCAGCACAUUUGAGUCCUACUUCCCCACGCCUACAGCCCUGUGUGAGGGUGUCUGGAGUCACUCUUACAAGGUCAGCAACUAUAGCCGGGGCAGUGGCCGCUGCAUCCAGAUGUGGUUUGAUACAGCCCAGGGCAACCCCAAUGAGGAGGUGGCGAGGUUCUAUGCUUUGGACAUGAAUGCUGGGGCCAUGCCCCAGGGGAUUGGGCCUUGUCUUCUCAGCCUGGCUCUGAUGCUGUCUCUGGCUCCUUGACUGAGUCCAGCCCUCCCCAGAUGGUCCCCUCUGCCUGUCCCCAGCUUUGCUGGCCAGGCUGGGCUCAGCUCUGCUUCCACAAAUGAGGGAGCCAUAAGUAUGCCUUCAUCCAUUUACCCAUCCCCCUGUCAUCCAGUUCCUGCUCCAUGGUGGGGCUUGGGGUUUCUGUGACAGCCAGUUCUAAUAAAUAAGUCAACACAUUCGUAUCUGAUGAAUUACUUUAGUUGUGAGUUUGUGGACCGAAGAGGACAGAUUCCAUAGCCUUUGGAUUCCUUCAGAUUAGAGAAUUGAGACCUGGGUUUGAAUCUCAGCUCUGCUACUCACUAUGUUAAAGUGAAACAGUUGCUUAACUGCUUUAGAGGAAACCUUGAUUUCCUCCUCAGUA